UUUUUGACUGACGUGCUUCUGUUAUUAUAAUAUUAUAAUGAGGUAUACCUAAUACCUAUAUCUGCUCUUGCUCAUACUAUAAAGACCAAAAACUUCUAGAGUUGGUUAAACUGUAGCUUAUACUAUAUUCUAAUUGCAGAUGAAUUUUGCAGAAGCAAACUAGUAUCCAAUAUUUGGUCGCCUAUAAGUGUAUUUUAAAUUAUACAGUCAGCAGCAACCAUGGGCAAAAUAUUUCUUGAACAUAGUGGAGGCUCCCGACUUUUCUCAUGCGCCAGAUGUGACACCUCCCUCACUAACAGAUCUGAGUUGAUCUCUACACGAUUCACUGGAGCCACCGGACGUGCUUUUCUGUUUAACAAGGUGGUGAACUUGAUUUACAGUGAUGUACAAGACAGAGUGAUGUUGACAGGAAGGCAUAUGGUACGCGAUGUAGCGUGUAAAAACUGCAAUGAAAAACUCGGUUGGAUGUAUGAGUACGCAACUGAAGAAAGUCAACGAUAUAAAGAGGGGAGAAUAAUCCUGGAGCGUGCCCUUGUUAUGGAAAGCGAUGGUUUUGAUGAAACACCAAAACCAUCAGCUCUAAGCCAUAGUAGACAUCGAGAUAAUGUUGAUUGAUGAUCUUUGUAUUGUAAUGUGUUUUUCCUAACUUGUGCCUUUGUUUCCGCUUAUGCUCAUUGUAUAAUUAUUUAUAUGUGAUACAAAUGACUGAAACAUGAAGACGCUGCUUCUCAAUCUGCAUAUUGUUUGUUCAGAUGUUUAAUACUUAUAUGUUGAUCAUUAAGUAUAAAUUUCAUUCAUGUAUACUAAUAAAUUUGACUGUAGUGCUCUAAUGGAGUUGCACUACAGAUUGACAGCUCUGUGCAAUCAGGUGAAAAAUAUUGCAUAAAUAAAACUGUCUAAUGCUGACAA
This is a messenger RNA of Ciona intestinalis (vase tunicate), 909 nucleotides long. NCBI's taxonomy places the organism in Eukaryota, Metazoa, Chordata, Ascidiacea, Phlebobranchia, Cionidae. The record is from RefSeq and is a predicted model, not a curated record.